Penicillium daleae is the source of this 204-nucleotide messenger RNA. RefSeq lists its product as uncharacterized. Bases 1 to 204 code for a protein of 67 amino acids. The transcript has 2 exons. Lineage: Eukaryota; Fungi; Ascomycota; Eurotiomycetes; Eurotiales; Aspergillaceae. The record is from RefSeq and is a predicted model, not a curated record.
AUGGACUUGAACGGGGUGGCGGAUCGUUGGACUGUCGCGGAGGACUUUGGAGGUUGCCGUGAUGCACGUGACUGGGUAACCAGCUUUGGGAUUUUGGUGAUUGGACUAACCCGUGAAGCAUCGGAUCCACUCAUGCAACUGCUUUGCGUCGUGCAGAGUGGGAUUGGACAGUCGACGUUCUGCUCUUCGUUACGAACUGCUUGA